UUGUUGUCGUUGGUGUGUCUUUGGGUCUGAUCUCGACCAGACGGGUAGAAUCUGGGAGGAGAAGAAGCGGAUGGGGUUGGACCUUACCUACGGAACGGCUUUCAAUCUGAGGAGAGAUCUCGAUGCCCAAAUUCUCUCCAGAUUCCAAAGACCUCCCGGAGCAUUGCCCUCUUCCAUGCUAGGAUUUGAGGCUCUCACUGGUGGCUUGGAUGAUUUUGCUUUUGAAGAUUACCUUAACUUGCCACAGGACUCGGAAACAUUCAAGCCACUGGACAUGCAUCACGGGAUGGAAGUUCGCCUUGGCAUAUCAAAAGGACCUGUUUGUCCAAGUUUCAUCUGAAGUUAUUGUUCUAUGUUGGGUGACACUGGCAACGUUUGCUUCAUGAAACAUGUUAUGAGACGCCAUUUGAUAUUUUGAACUUGUUCGACAGUGACAUUGAGAUUUAUCUAAAUGUACUUGAACAAGUGAAAUGAUGAAUCAGGACUUCUUGCGCUUGCAUUAGCAUA
Molecule: messenger RNA, 507 nt
Organism: Musa acuminata AAA Group (dessert banana)
Lineage: Eukaryota; Viridiplantae; Streptophyta; Magnoliopsida; Zingiberales; Musaceae
Product: cyclin-B1-2-like
Exons: 3
Coding region: 71-340 (89 amino acids)
Biological process (GO): proteasome assembly
Cellular component (GO): cytoplasm; nucleus
Source: RefSeq, a predicted model, not a curated record